Myxocyprinus asiaticus (Chinese sucker) is the source of this 2039-nucleotide messenger RNA. Its product is annotated as surfeit locus protein 1. Gene Ontology annotation, cellular component: membrane; mitochondrion. NCBI's taxonomy places the organism in Eukaryota, Metazoa, Chordata, Actinopteri, Cypriniformes, Catostomidae. Gene Ontology annotation, biological process: mitochondrial respiratory chain complex IV assembly. The record is from RefSeq and is a predicted model, not a curated record.
AUGGUACUGCCACAGUACAUUUUUAAAAGCCCAGAAGGUAAACUAGUUAGAUUCAGUCGACAGUCAAGUUCCACUGUCACUCGAACAGAGAAAGGAGAAGACAACUUUCUGAAGUGGUUUCUGUUGAUACCUGCCACCACCUUUCUCGGAACAUGGAAGUUGAAACGAAGGAAGUGGAAGUUGGAGCUGAUCCGUGAACUCCAGAGCCUGACAACUUCAGUGCCUAUCCCAUUGCCUGUAGAGCCGACGGAAAUUAAGGAGCUAGAGUACAGGCGAGUGAAGGUGCGUGGACAUUUUGAUCACUCUAAAGAGUUGUACGUCUUGCCCCGCUCUCCUGUGGAUCCUGAGAGAGAGGCCCUGGAGGCAGGCAGGAUUUCUUCCAGUGGGGAGAGUGGAGCUAAUGUUAUUACACCAUUCUACUGUACUGAUCUGGGGAUCACCAUCUUGGUGAACAGAGGUUAUGUCCUCAAAUAUAAGAUUAGACCAGAAACCAGGAUGAAGGGACAGGUGACAGAGGAAGUGGACCUUAUUGGCAUGGUGCGUUUAUUGGAGCAACGGAAACCAUUUGUCCCUCAAAACAAUGUGGAAGCUAACAGGUGGCACUAUUGUGACCUGGAGGCCAUGGCAAAGGUCACUGCUUCUGAGGAGAUCUUCAUUUAUGCUGUGUUUGACAGCACAAUACCCGGUGGACCAAUAGGAGGGCAGACAAGAGUGACCUUUAGGAAUGAACACAUGCAUGUCAUCACAUGGUAUGGAAUGUGUGCUGCUACCUCCUACAUGUGGUAUGCAAAGUUCAUCAAGCAUAUUGCAUUGUAAAAACUAUUCAGCACUGUGCCCUUAUUUAUGGUGUAUGCUCUAUAGAAUGUCAUAGCUUUUGUGUUGAAUUCAGCACUUUUUGUUGUUAUAGACUUGGAUUUGUUUAAUAAAGCCUUUAUGCGAGCACAAGCAAUUGUAAUGCAAGAAUGAACAAGCUCCGCUGCUUGCAAAUAUAUAGUUCUUUUAUGCAUUAUAUGGAUACAAUGAAACCUUCAGGACAUAAUACAAAGCCUUUGAAGGGAAAAUCUAAAUUGACCUCUAAGACUGAAUAUCUCACAUGAAAGUUGCAUGCCUGAAUAAUAGUAAGCUGUGCGGUUUCAUUUUUGGAAAAGUGUUUCUGUAGGACUAAAAAAAAUAAAAAAAUUCAGACAAAAUUAAAAUUCUCUCAUCAUUUACUCUCAUGCCAUCCCACAUGCAACUUUCUUCUGCUGAACACAAAGAUUUUUUUAGAAGAAUAUCUCAGCUCUGCAGGUAAGUGCAAGGUUACCACACCUGCCAAGCUCCAACAAUCACAAAUGCAGCAUAAAAGUAAUCCAUAUGACUCCUGUGGUUAAAUCUGUCUUCAGAAAUCAAUAUGGUAGGUUUAGUUGAGAAACAGAUCAAUACUUGAGUCCUUAUUAUAAAUCUCCACUUUUACAUUUUGAAAGUGAAAAUGUAUUUAAUAAAAUGAUUGAAAUAGAUUCCAAAGUAGUUGCAUCACUUCAGAAAACAUUAAACCACUGGAGUCAUAUGGAUUACUUUUAUGCUCCCCUUAUGUGAUUUUUGGAGCUUGAAAGGUCUGGUCAUGCUUUAAAACUUGCAUGGAUCUACAGAGAUUAGAUUUUUCUAAAAAUCUUUGUGUUCAGCAUAAAGUCAUACACAUCUGGGAUGGCAUGAAAGCAAGUAAAUUAGAGAAUCUUUAUUUCUGGGUGAACUAUCCCUUUAACUACACCUAAUCUGCAUGUACUAAAUUUAGCAGCAGCAUUUUACUGGGAAAAGGUCUCAAUUAUGAAAACUGUAAAUAUGAAAUUAGAUAUGGCCAUCUAAAUCUAUAUGGUGGUUUAAAUUAUGUUCAGGUGCAGAUCCAAAAUUAAAGAUCAAGUAGUGAAUUAGUCAUUAUACGGUGUCUAAAUGUAGAGUUUUCACUAAUGAUUUUGAAAUAUUUAAGCAGAGUAACCAAAAACACAUUUUGAAAAGUUUGUUAAACCUACUUCAAAAAAAAAAAAAAAAAAAAAAAAGUAAAA